This is a messenger RNA of Oncorhynchus mykiss (rainbow trout), 1143 nucleotides long. RefSeq names its product CD9 protein. The record is from RefSeq and is marked provisional. Gene Ontology annotation, cellular component: plasma membrane. NCBI's taxonomy places the organism in Eukaryota, Metazoa, Chordata, Actinopteri, Salmoniformes, Salmonidae.
CCCAGACCAAAUCCAACAAUAAAUUGUCUUCUUCACACAAAUCGUCUGAAAUUUAAGAACGGUUUGGUGUCGCAGUUGCAUUCUGCAGUGUGAAGAGACUGAUCUUAGCGCAAAGAAUCAAGGACACCAAACUGUAUUUCUGACUUCCUGCGUGUAGCGUUGACCAUGGCACUGGACGGAUGUGGCCAGCUGUGCAAGUGUUUCCUCAUCAUUUUCAACAUCAUUUUUGCCCUGGUGGGUUUUGCGAUGUUCGGGUUGGGCUUGUGGCUGAGGUUCAGCUCUGAGACCAGAGGAUUUUUCGACAUAGACCUCAACACACAACAGUUUGUCAUCGGUGUGUCAGUGUUGAUUGCGUUAGGAGCAGUGAUAUUGCUCGUGGCUGUUUUCGGAGACUAUGGAGCAUGCAAUGAGAAUAUGAAUGGAUUGGCAGUGUUUUCCUGCCUGCUGGCUAUCCUGGCUGUAGUAGAGAUUGCAGCCGGUGUGUUCGCCUACAUGAGAAGCGAUGAGGUGGGUGAGCAGCUGGCAAAAUUCUAUAUGACUGUGUACGCUCAGUAUGUGGACAAAGGAGACCCUGGCUUGGCUGUUACCCUGUCCAUGUUCCACAAUGUGUUGCACUGCUGUGGACUCAUUGGUGCCUUGGACCUCUUGGUUAAAAAAACAUGUCCCGAAACUGGCAUUUGGGAGACCUUAACUCUCCCUGCCUGCCCCACAGUGAUCCUCAACCUCUUUGAGUCCAAAGCGCCUCUGGUGAUGGGCCUCUUCCUUGGGACUGCUGCUAUGCUGAUCACAGCCCUGGUGUGCUGCAGCAUCCUCAUGAAACAGAUCAAGAAGAGUCACCUCUCUGCCCCCAUGUACUGAGGGGACAGGACCACCACCACGUUCAAACAUUUCUCCACUAUGAGACCAAACCAGAUGGUUGUCAUUCAGUGACCAUCACCCCAUCUUUUCACGUAAUACUUCUGGAGAGGUGCCCAAUAAAAAUAUCCUAAUUAGCUUUCAUUCAUUUGCGUAGCUGGACAGGGCUCUGGAUCAUCUGGACAUGCUUUAGAUGACAUAUGAACAGGGCAAGACACUGUUGCUCUGCCCCUCUUCCCACUAGUCCUUAACUGAUUUUUUUUUAAGGUAAAAAAAAAAAAAAAAAAA